CUUUUCACACGUGUGUUUCUUCUUCUUCUUCCUUCUUCUUCCUUCUUGAUUUAUCCGAAAUGGCGGCAAGUUGACUGUGGAGCUUAGGAGUGGCUUAGGAGUAAGCUCCUGAGCUCCUAAUUUCGGUGGCAGAAAUGAAAUCUGUUCAUUUCUCACACCUUUCACCUCCAAUUCGUGCCUUCAACCCUAAUAAUCAUACUUCAUCAUCAUCUUUUUCUUCUUCUUCAAUCACUCUUCUCCAGCGCUGUAAAUUCAGCUCUGUUUUUCUCACCUCCACUUCCAGGCCCUCCCGCUCAAUCAUGCUUUGCGCUCCCAAUUCCACCAAAGCGACGUCGUCGUCGUUGUCCCAGUUCGAAUCGGUGGCAGCGGAGGGCAUAAAGGAGGCUUCUUUUCAGGUUCAAAACGACGCUUCGCAAAGUCCGUGGAAUGUGGAAGUCGGAAAACCUAGCGUUCCGUCUCCGUCGGUGGCCAAAUUAAGCUUGAGCGACCAGGCUUUCUUCCUCUUGGCCUUCGUCGCCUGCACGACUUCUGUGGCAUUUACGAGCCUUGUAAUUGCAGCUGUCCCGACACUAUUUGCAAUGGGGAGAGCUGCAAUAUCUCUUUCAAAGCUGGCGGAUACAGCUCGUGAAGAACUCCCCAGUACUAUGGCUGCCAUUAGGCUUUCGGGCAUGGAAAUAAGUGAUCUUACACUGGAACUGAAUGAUCUGAGCCAAGAGAUCGCUGAGGGGGUCAGCAAAUCCACUCAAACUGUUCAAGCAGCAGGAGCUGGGAUUCGGCAGAUUGGUACACUCGCACAGCAGCAGACUAUGUCAAUGAUACAAGAGAGGGCGAACCUGCCCAUCAUCUCUUUGCAACCAGCUGUUGUUGGAGCAGCAAAGAAGACUACUCGUGCUGUUGGCCAAGCUACCAGGAUCUUCAUGAAUAUAAUAUCUCCAAGGGACUCGGAGAAGGUCAAUGAGGAGGACAUUGAAAUUGAUAGGGUGGAACUUUAAGUUUGCCGCACUCAUAAUCAGUAGCCAUUUUUUCACGAACUUUGUGUGCAUAAUACUUGUACAGUUUCCAGAGCAUGUGGACCGACUUAAUUAUUUGUUAUUGGAAAUGUCCCGGAGUUAGGGAUAAGCAGUGAAGAUAAAAUUGCCUCCAUUGAAGUCCUAAGCUCCCGUUGCAGGGGUGGUCCAAUUGUUCAUAUUGAAGCUGUCAAAGGAGUAAGAAGUUCCUAAGCUCCUAUUGGAAAUGUGGUCUUUUUCUAAUGCAAGAUUUCUAUAUUACCUUUCCAAACUUAUGAGGUUGACCAGUAAAUUUAAAUGUUGAUAGAAUCUUUGAUUUAUAUGUAUUGAACCUUUACCCUAGUCAAGUGUCAAGGUAAGCUUGUUGAAAUUAGAACUACAAGGAUAAAUGUGAUAUCGAUUCGAAAUUAGAAGAACGGAAAUGGAGAAGUUAUGGGUA
Molecule: messenger RNA, 1446 nt
Organism: Prunus avium (sweet cherry)
Lineage: Eukaryota; Viridiplantae; Streptophyta; Magnoliopsida; Rosales; Rosaceae
Source: RefSeq, a predicted model, not a curated record